AUGGAUCAAAGAAUUUGCAUCAAAUUUUGUGUCAAAAAUGGAAUUAAGUGUUCUAAUAGACUUGAAAUGUUGACAGUAACAUACGGUGAGUCCGCUCUGAGUAAAAAUAACAUUUAUAAGUGGUACAAGCUUUUCCAAGAUGGCCGAGAAGAUGCCAAUGACGAACCUCGCUCUGGACGUCCCAGCACGUCAACAACAGAUGAAAACGUUGAAGCAAUGAAGAAAAUUGUUUUGGAAAAUCGACGAAUCACUAUCAGAGAAGUUGCUGAGGAUGUUGGCAUAUCGGUUGGCUCGUGCCAUGAAGUUUUUUCGGAUAUUUUGGGCAUAAGACGUGUGUCAGCGAAGAUUGUUCCGAAACUGCUUAAUUUUGACCAGAAGAAUCGUCGCAUGAGCAUCGCUCUGGAGCUGUUGAAUGACGUCAAUGAUGAUCCUGAUUUGCUCAAAAGGGUCAUAACUGGUGACGAAUCAUGGGUAUAUGGUUAUGACAUCGAAACCAAAGUUCAAUCGUCCCAAUGGAAGAGCCCAGGAGAGCCAAGACCGAAAAAAGCACGCCAAGUUCGAUCAAAUGUCAAGGUAUUCUUCGAUUAUCGUGGCGUAGUGCAUCAGGAGUUCUUACCACAAGGUCGUACGGUCAAUAAGGAGUAUUAUCUUGAAGUUAUGCGUCAUUUGCGAGAAGCAAUACGAAGAAAACGUCCGGAAUUAUGGAAAAACAAUUCAUGGCUUUUGCAUCAUGAUAAUGCACCUGCUCACUCAUCGUUGCUUGUGAGAGAUUUUUUGGCCAAAAACAACACCACAAUCAUGCCUCAGCCACCAUAUUCACCGGAUUUAGCCCCAUGCGACUUUUUUCUGUUCCCAAAACUGAAAAACCCUAUGAAAGGACGAAGAUUUGCAACGAUUGGGGAGAUAAAAACUGCAUCGCUGAAAGAGCUCAAGGCUAUACCAAAAAGUGCUUAUCAGAAGUGUUUCGAAGAUUGGAAAAAGCGUUAG
This is a messenger RNA of Daktulosphaira vitifoliae (grape phylloxera), 987 nucleotides long. Its product is annotated as protein GVQW3-like. The transcript has a single exon. Bases 1 to 987 code for a protein of 328 amino acids. NCBI's taxonomy places the organism in Eukaryota, Metazoa, Arthropoda, Insecta, Hemiptera, Phylloxeridae. The record is from RefSeq and is a predicted model, not a curated record. Gene Ontology annotation, molecular function: nucleic acid binding.